AUGGAUCAACAAAACAUAUCACAUAUUGUAGUUGAAGAGGAAGUCUUAUCUGAUACAUCAUCAGUGUCGUCUUCUUCGUCAGACAGUACAACCACUACCACAGCCCGUGAAGAAGAGGAAAAAACAGGAAAGUUCGUUUCACGUGUUACCUCCUUCCCAAUCGUUCAAGAAAGUGUUUCAACGGUACAUGCCAUUGCCAACAAAACCAGCCUUGGACGAUUUGCUCUUCUCACUGCUAAUUCCACCUUAUCAACAGUCAGCAAAUAUACCAACAAGCAGCCUACUUAUGUCCAAUCUUACUACGAGAGUUACAUUCAACCUCAUGUCGAGAAAGCCGAUGCUCUUGGUUGUCGAUCAUUAGACUUGAUCCAAACCAAAUUUCCUGUGGUAAAUCAACCCACCGCGGAGAUUGUCAGAGCUGUUACUGCUCCCUCUUAUCAAAUCGUGGAUGGUGUCAAGGUCAGAAUCGAUGCUUCCAUCAAGCAGCCUGCCAAUCAAGUUGCCAAGGAAGCCAACAAGCGUAUCGGCUCUGUUGUUGAUAAUGUUGAAGCUGUGCUUGACCGUUAUCUUCCUGCUGCUGCCAAUGCUCGCGAAGUUUCUGCUGAUGAAAAGAAGGAGUCCAAUGAAGCUCAAGAGAUCAAUCAAGCUGUCCGUGCUUACUACUUGUUGAAUGAUGCUACCGCUCGUUUGAGCCACAGAGUCACUGAACAAGUCAAGACCUCUGCCUCACAAAUCCCUCGUUCGCGUGAUGACUUUGCUCGUAUCACCGAGACCUCGGCCCUUGUCCAAAAGACCACUGCCAACAUUCAAGUCUUACAAGAAACGAUUGUUCAAUCCGUUUCUGUUUAUGCUCAAGCUACUCAAAAACGUCUCCCUCCUGCUGUCACUGAACGUCUUUCAGUUCUGCAUGCUAGCACCAACGAGAAGCUUGCCAAUUUGACUCAACAGGUAUCCACCCAACUCUCUCAAUUAGUUGUCUUUGUCAAGGUGCAAUCCAAUGAAACCCCUGAAUGGCUCAAAAACCGUGUUGCUUCUCUUGUCGAGAUUGCCAACAAGCAGAUUGAUUUGGUUCGCACUCAAUUCAGCCGUAGCGAUAUUUCUUCUUUAGAUAAGGCCAAGAAUGUUGCUCAAGCUCUCCAAAAUCAAGUCUUACCCAUCUUGCAAAAUGUCCAAGCUCAAUUGAACUACUAUUCUGAAAUCGCUCGUCAAAAGGCCUCUACUGAUUUGAAGGCUCCCUUGGAAUACCUCGGUUUGGCUCAUGCUCCCAAACUGGCUUCUGCUCAAUAA
Molecule: messenger RNA, 1287 nt
Organism: Mucor velutinosus
Lineage: Eukaryota; Fungi; Mucoromycota; Mucoromycetes; Mucorales; Mucoraceae
Exons: 1
Coding region: 1-1287 (428 amino acids)
Biological process (GO): positive regulation of triglyceride storage; lipid storage
Cellular component (GO): cytosol; lipid droplet
Source: RefSeq, a predicted model, not a curated record